Fundulus heteroclitus (mummichog) is the source of this 2710-nucleotide messenger RNA. It is a transcript of the gene ggt1a, whose product is annotated as gamma-glutamyltransferase 1a. The transcript has 13 exons. The coding region runs from base 159 to 1883 and encodes 574 amino acids. Lineage: Eukaryota; Metazoa; Chordata; Actinopteri; Cyprinodontiformes; Fundulidae. The record is from RefSeq and is a predicted model, not a curated record. Gene Ontology annotation, cellular component: plasma membrane. Gene Ontology annotation, molecular function: glutathione gamma-glutamate hydrolase. Gene Ontology annotation, biological process: peptide modification; glutathione catabolic process; regulation of inflammatory response.
AGGUUUCCUGGGCAUUGGCUCUCGACAGAGAGGAAGAUGUGGUGAUAGAGGUGGAUAAACGGAUAGAAAGAGACAGAAAACUGGUUCCUUGUCUCUUCCAGCCACCCUCCAAUGAAACCCCACCUUUUUCCCAAGAGUACCAUCUACCAACACAGACGAUGGUUGGGAAGUCCAUGAUUGCUGGUCUGGUGGUCCUUCUGGUGGCUGCGGUGAGCCUGUUUUUGGGGGUCUUCAUGGGAUUAGGGAGGAAAAACACGCCUCCCCCUUCAGAUUACUUCUUCUCAAAGGCUGCCGUGGCUGCUGAUGCUGGAAAGUGCUCAGAAGUGGGGAGGGACAUUUUGAAGAGAAAUGGCUCAGCUGUGGACGCUUCCAUCGCUGCCCUGCUAUGUGUCGGCCUUUUAAAUGCUCACAGCAUGGGCAUCGGGGGAGGGCUCUACUUUAUAAUAUAUAACGCUUCCACAGGGAAGGUGGAAACAAUAGAUGCGAGGGAGACAGCGCCCAUGAACGCCACCGAAGACAUGUUUGGCAACAACACAAAGCUUUCUCGUACAGGUGGAUUAUCCAUUGCAAUCCCAGGGGAGAUCCGAGGUUACGAGAUGGCGCACAGGCGGCAUGGCAGGCUCCCCUGGAAAGAGCUGUUUGAGCCCAGCAUCGCUCUGGCUCGUGACGGUUUCCCCAUCGGAAAGGCUCUGGCUCACGCCAUCUUUAAGAGCAAAGAGUCCAUUCAAGGAGACACCAACAUGUGUGAGGUGUUUUGUGACUCUCAAAAGAGAAUCCUGAAAGAAAAUGACAUCGUCAGAUUCCCAAAGCUGGCUGACACUUAUCAGAGAAUAGCAGAAGAGGGGCCUGAUGUGUUUUAUAACGGGACCAUGGCGCAGAGCAUCGUCGAGGACAUCCAGGCGGCAGGUGGCAUCAUCACCCUCGAUGACUUGCUGGAGUACCAGCCUGUAGUGAACGAGAACCCUCUGCAGCUGAACGUCGGGGAAUACACCAUACACGUUCCGGACGCCCCCUCCAGCGGGCCCGUGCUGGCACUCAUUCUCAAUAUAGUGGAUGGGUACAACUUCACAGACACCAGUGUCUCUACAGCCGAGAAAAAAACUCUAACUUACCAUCGGAUCGUAGAGGCUUUUCGCUUUGCUUAUGCUAAGAGAAGCAGACUGGGUGACCCGCGGUACCUCAACAUUACUGAUCUGAUCCAUAACAUGACCUCAGACUACUUUGCUGACGGCAUAAGGAGUAAAAUUACAGAUGACACCACCCACCCAGAUAACUACUAUGAGCCUGAGUAUUUUGUUCCAGAAAACCAUGGCACAGCUCACCUGUCUGUCAUAGCCGAGGAUGGAAGUGCCGUCGCUGCUACCAGUACCAUCAAUCUAUACUUUGGGUCUAAAGUCAUGUCUCGGUCCACUGGAAUCAUCUUCAACGAUGAAAUGGAUGACUUCAGCUCUCCUUACAUGACCAAUGGAUUUGGAAUCCCACCAUCGCCCAACAACUUCAUACAGCCAGGAAAAAGGCCUCUGUCCUCCAUGUGUCCCACAAUCAUCUUUGACAAAGACAACAGAGUGAAAAUGGUUGUAGGAGCAUCUGGGGGCACGAAGAUCACCACAGCUACUGCCUUAGUUAUCCUGAACUCCCUUUUCUUCAACUACGAUCUAAAGAAAGCUGUGAUGGAGCCACGGGUUCACAAUCAACUCAACCCCAACAUGACGGUGGUGGAGCAAGGCUUCGAAAAGAGUGUUCUGGAGGGGCUGGAACAGAAGAACCACGUAACACAAACACUGAGGACUCCAGACUCUGUGGUCCAGGCGGUGGUUCGGCAAGGUGAGCGCCUCUGCGCUGAAUCCGAUCCCCGGAAAGGAGGCUAUCCAGCCGGGUACUGAGCCUCCCAUCUGGUCAUUCUCCACUCUCCCUCAGCAAAGAGUUUCCACCAAGACACUGACAGAACCACAAUGGUAAAGGAAACUGCACCGAGGAAUCAAGCUAUGUUUACACUCCAGAGACACUGCCACCACCUCUCUUCUGUUACUGAGACACGGGAACUGACCUGUUUUUCAGCAAGACUUCCUAUUUAAAUUAUUUUAGUGUUUUAAGGUAAAGUAAGAAGAAGUUGUGCCUAGUAUUGCUCUUGGACGCUGGUUAAGAAGGAAUUUUAGGGAUUGAAGCAGAAGCCAGUGGUUCCACCUGGAUCUGUUUUCAGCAUUAAAUUCAGUAAUUAACGAAUGCAGCUAUAUUUCCAAUGAACCAAGAGCACAACAUCUGACGACGUUCUCGGGUUUCAAGACUCCUUUUGGUAAGUUGUCCAUGUGGUGUUUUAACCUCUUCUGUAAUGAAAAGUUAUUAUACUGUAACUUAUGAAACAUUGUCGGAAAUCGAGGGUUUUCUUUCAUGUCGAAUAGGUAAAAAGCUACAGACCAAGCAAAUACGGUUAAUUCAGAGCCAAGACAUCUCAGGUUGUUUGCCUGUUUGAACAAAGUUCCAUCUUUCUCCUGCUGUAAGCUGAUCCCACUGAAAGCUCAAAAUGUUGUUUUCUACUGCGACUCAACAGUGAAGUUAUUUUUUUGUCAAUGUUUAAUAUCAAGUAGCAGUUGAGUGAAUGUAUAGCAAACUUCCAAAAUAAGAAAGCAUUAGCAGAUAUAUUUUUCUAAACAUGCAUUGUUCUUAUGCCAUGUUUUGUCUCCACGCUUGUCAUUAAACAUUUUGAAACAGA